Molecule: messenger RNA, 3600 nt
Organism: Harpegnathos saltator (Jerdon's jumping ant)
Lineage: Eukaryota; Metazoa; Arthropoda; Insecta; Hymenoptera; Formicidae
Gene: CrebA
Product: Cyclic-AMP response element binding protein A
Exons: 7
Coding region: 561-1898 (445 amino acids)
Biological process (GO): regulation of transcription by RNA polymerase II
Molecular function (GO): cAMP response element binding; DNA-binding transcription factor activity, RNA polymerase II-specific
Source: RefSeq, a predicted model, not a curated record
GUGGAGUCGUUGGCGUGCUCGUCGAAAGGUCGACCGAAUCGAGCUAGACGAUUGCAUGGAAGUGACAUUUGCGUCGAAAGCUACAUCCCGUCGAAGAAGCAGCGGGUGGGCGACGCUAAGGAGAGAAGGAAGAAAGAAAACUGUUGAGGGGAGAAAGAAAGACUAGAAUUCGCACGCGAGGGUGGGAAGCGGCGCGGCGCGGGAGGACGGAAAAUUCCCCGGGCGGGAGAAAUAGAAGAUACAGCAGAUACGCGCGCAGGAGUCCAUGACGUCAUCGAUCGGAGGCGCGUGCAUCGAUUCCGGCGACGAUCCGUUCGUGGAAGCGAAACUGGAUCGGCCAGCCCGGCCAGCGCGAAUCACUCGCGAGUGCGUCUCCGCCGCCGGUGCGAGCGAGUGACGCAAAUGCGCCAACAGACUCGAAGGACCAGUCGUGAGGAAUCGUCGAGUUCCCCUGACGGAACUACAAGCGCGUUUUAAUUCUCUUCGUUCUCCAUGAGCGAGUGCCAUGUACUUGUAAUCACCGACGCUCGCAUCGUCCGGAAAACCGAAGAAAACAAAAUAUGUACUAUGACGCGGGGAAAUAUGACAUCGAGGACAUGUGGGAAUCAUUUGGCUCAUCUCCGUCCUACAUCACAACGCUGCCUCAGGAUAUCUUAAUGAAUACUAAAGAAGAAGAGUGGAACAAUGUUCUGUAUGUCCAGAAUGACGACGUGGUCUUGAGAGACCGUUUAAUGACAGACGCGGCUCUAGGUGGACCUCGGCCGAUCAAAUCUGAGCAUAGUUACAGCCUUCUGAUUUCCAGUCCUCCUCCAAGCCCGGCUACGCCGGGAGGUAGUCCUCACACGCCCAACUCGGGCUCAUCCUCGGGUACAGUUGAUUCAACCACGGCGAACACAGCUGCCUGCAUCGAUUUUAUCCACAACUUAGAUCAGAAACCUCUCGAACUUCUUCGGAGCAGGGACGACGAAAUGGAGGAGGAGUAUUAUCCGACUAUCUCGAUGAACACCACCUCAAACCGUGGUGAACCGUCAUCCUCGCUCACAUCGUCCUCUACCUCGACCUCAAUCCUCACGAAGAGCAGUCUAGUACCUGAAGACAACGAAAACUGUCCCGAAAUCAAGGACGAGCCCAUUAGCGAGCCGUCCAGUCCUUGCGCGCCUUGUCAGCCGAGUUGCGACACAAUUGACGAUAAGAGCACGAUAACAAUGGUGUCGCCUCAAAGUCUUCACCCGAACACCCGACUGCCACACACGAGCGACAGUGAGGAGGAAGACGAAGAAUGCUAUACGCCUAUGGACGUCGAGAACAGCAAUGUGGUCGACGAGGAGAAAGGGACAAUCUUGCACGCUUCGCGGCAAGGGUUGCCACCUACACCACCAAGCAGCGCAAGCUCUGACAGUGAAGGUGCCGCUUCCGCUUCCUGCUCGCCGGAACGUCGAGAUUCUCAGAUCUCUACGCACGUGCAGAAUCUCAAAGGAUUACUGGCGCCGUCAAGGCUUUAUGUCACUACCAACACCACCCACACCACCAGGCAGCCUAUUCAUACACCCCUGAUUUCCUGCCAACCGAAGGGAUCAACAGGAAUGUUGACAUUGACGGAGGAAGAAAAGAGGACCUUGAUAGCCGAAGGAUAUCCCGUACCUACGAAGCUUCCUCUGAGUAAACAGGAGGAGAAAUCCUUGAAAAAGAUACGGAGAAAAAUCAAGAAUAAGAUAUCGGCACAAGAAUCACGGAGAAAAAAGAAGGAAUAUAUGGACAACUUAGAGAGGCGAGUCAGCAUAUUAAGCAGCGAGAAUUCAUCAUACAAAAGUAAAGUGAAUGCUCUGGAGGACACAAAUCGCGAAUUAAUGAAAGAAGUGCAACGUCUUCAGGCAAUGCUGCAUAUACAACGUUCUUAGAUUUAUUCGCUUUAUUGAAACAGCAUAAAUCCGUUUGAUGGCCCAUUAAAAAUUAAUCCUUAAUCUCGAUAUAUAAUGCGUGUAUCAAUCUCGAUACAUAAUGGGUGUGUUAAGCCUUUAGCCUUCUACUUUUAGCCAAGAACUAUGACGUAAUUUUUAGCCAAAAGCGUUUCGUGCUAAACAAGUUGACCAAGUUCCAACUGUUAAUAUAUGGAGAAAAUGCCUUUUACCAAAAAUUAUGGGGUUCGGAGCAAAAAGCUAAAGGUUCACUACGCCCGUUGUGGGUCGGGACUUGUACUGACCAUUCUUUCGAAAAAUUAAGUUCUGUCAAUUCCGAGAAAUUAAAAAAUGCAAAAUCUCGAAUUGGAUUCUAGAUUACAGGAAGAAUCUUUUACAAGCGCCAACACAGAUCUAUUCUUCUUGUCUUUUUUUUUUUCAUUCUUACAAUUCUCCUUUAUGAGACUCAAUAAUCUUGUCCUUUAUGAGACAUCUAUCUCUCCGUAUCAUCUUUAUAUCAUAAAAAAGGAUUGCAUGGGUACCAUAAAGUAUAGUAACGAUCAUUACGUGUCCUUAUGUCUAAGUCACGGAGAGAUCAGAAAUGUAUUUUUAGGGAUUAGUGCAAUUUCUUUACAUUCCUAGUGUGUCUUCCUACACGCAAGACGCGGCGGAACUUCCUGCGAGUCGCGAUCGCGACUGCAACGUCGAAUGUCGCGCAAGAACUACUCGAAUCGUUCUUCCUGGCAACAAUGUAAAGCUUAAAGCCAACAUAGUAUAUACACCAUUUUACGUCCAUCGUCGCGUUCGAUCGAUGCGUUUUCGCCGGGAGUGCCUUCAAUUUGCAUUCCGUACUUCUUCUCGUCUGCUUCUGAAUUAUUCUCUUAUAUUUAUUCCUCGGACGACAAUUACGAGGUUACAUUUCUCAGACUUUUCGGGAAUCGACGAGAUAUCCUUAGGAACCACAUGGACAGCGUGGUUCAUUACUACGACGUGGUUAUCGUCAAGCACCGCGUUAAUUAGUUUUAAUUGCGUUUUAAAUGCACGUACAUAUGACACGAGAUACAACACACAUGAUAUAUUUUAUAUAGCCUAGCAGAGAAUGUGAAAGUAUGAUUAUAACCGCUAAACUCCGAAAACCAACGUGAAAGUAUAAACUUGAGGCAAGCCACCCGAGACCCGAGUGGAUUUUGCGUUUGCGUCGUUAUCGACGUGAGAAUAUUCAGUUGUGCGCGAUUUAUCGCAUUAUCACACGCAAUCGCGACAGAUCGACAUAUAGUGUACUAUUUUUCUAGGAUGCCAGCAGUCAGGUGGACAUUGUUACAUAACGUACGUAACACCGGCCCUAAAAGAUUAUCGGUUAUGCACGACGACGACAACAACGAUAAUCUCUUUUUGGUUCGAAGCGGUGCGAUAGGGAUGUUCGCGGAGCGGAAAGUUCGCGGUUGUGUAGGAUACAUUUCGAUAUUCGUAUACGAUAUUCGUAUACGAUGAACCACCUAAUAUUCGCGUUGCGUUUGCGAGUCGCCAGAAAUCGAUCGAUGCGGCCAACGGCGGCAGCAAGGUUUUCACUAUGGUCGCAUAGUGCACAGACGGGUUAAUAGCCGCAAUCGCGUGAAGUAUAAUAUUUUAGUAUUAGCGUAAUGUAACACACAAGAGCUAUAACAUUUUAUUGCAUACAAUAUGAAAUAUAUGUUCUGCAAAGUUA